This is a messenger RNA of Opisthocomus hoazin, 1293 nucleotides long. NCBI's taxonomy places the organism in Eukaryota, Metazoa, Chordata, Aves, Opisthocomiformes, Opisthocomidae. The record is from RefSeq and is a predicted model, not a curated record.
AUGGCUCCAGUCACAGAUGGUUCCAAACUGAGGAGAAAUCGUGACUUCGACUUGAGACGUCCCCUCUCCAUGAAAAGACCAUCAAAUCGCAGCGGCGUCGGGGGGCAGCCGGACUCCGCGGAGCUCGCUUUCUCCUUGCUCUCCCCUCCGUCCGUCCGUCCGUUUGUGUGUGCGUGUCCGUGUGUCUCCGUGUGCGUGUGCCCGUCCGGAUUUUCACCCACCUCUGUGGACACCUGUGUCGGGAAAGGGCCCUCAGCCGAUUCCCCUGCUGCGCUGCUCCUCCCGCCUCAUUUCCUACGACGAACAAGACGAGCGCUCCUGGAAGCGCGGCACAGCCCCAGUUCUGGACAGAAGGACGGCCGUCCCGGGAAAGCGGGCAUCACUGCUCAGGUUUCUCCCUGUGAGAAGCGGAAACCUGAAGUUCAAAUCCCAUGCCCACCUCAGCAGAUAGACCUCCUAAGAGCUCGUGCUUCAUUCCUCCCAGGACCUCUGAGGUAUGUGGAGAAGACAGUGGUCACAGGAGCUACUGAUGGGAUUGGAAAAGCCUAUGCAGAAGAGUUAGCAAGACGUGGAAUGAAAGUGGCUCUAAUCAGUAGGUCAAAAGAGAAACUGGACCAGGUUGCUAAUGAAAUAAGGGAGAAGUACAAAGUGGAAACAAAAGUCAUUGUGGCAGACUUUGGAGAGAGAGAAGACAUUUACAGCAGAAUCAAAGCAGGAUUGGAAGGCCUGGAGAUCGGUGUUUUAGUCAACAACGUGGGAGUUGCAUAUGUUUAUCCUGAAUAUUUUCUUGAUGUUCCGGACCUGGAUAAGACAAUUGACCAAAUGGUCAACAUUAACAUCAUGUCUGUUUGUAAGAUGACACGAUUGGUGCUGCCCGGCAUGCUGGAAAGAUCAAAAGGGGCAAUCUUGAAUAUCGCCUCAGCUGCUGGGAUGUAUCCAACUCCACUGCUGACUCUUUACUCCGCAACCAAGGCUUUUGUGGAUUACUUCUCCCGAGGCCUCCAUGCAGAAUACAAGAGCAAGGGUAUCAUUGUGCAGAGUGUUCUGCCGUAUUACGUGGCAACGAAAAUGUCCAGAAUCCGCAAGCCGACCUUCGAUAAGCCCAGUCCUGAAACGUACGUCAGAGCUGCCUUGGGCACGGUAGGCCUGCAGUCCCAGACCAACGGGUGCCUACCCCAUGCGCUCAUGGGAUGGAUCUUCUCUCUUCUCCCUACAUCUGCUGUCAUUAAUAUACUCAUGAGAACAAACAAACAAAUACGGGCUCGUUAUUUGAAAAAAAUGAAGGAGAAGUAA